GUCGAACAGCACUGUCAAGAGACUGACGGCGAUAAACCGCAAACAUGACUUCAACAAUCGGCAUCCCGAUCAAGCUACUCAAUGAGGCUCAGGGCCAUAUCAUUACCCUCGAGAUCACCACCGGCCAGACCUACCGCGGCAAGCUGAUAGAUGCCGAAGACAACAUGAAUAUCCAGCUCCGCGACAUCACCGUGACGGCGCGUGACGGUCGCGUCAGCCACCUGGACCAGGUCUACAUCCGCGGCAGCCACGUGCGCUUCUUUAUUGUCCCGGACAUGCUGCGCAACGCCCCCAUGUUCCGCAGCCGCAACGUGCGCGGCCGCGGUGUCGGUCUCGCCAGAGGUCGUGCCACAGUCAACAGGGCGCGUGGCGGCGGUGGAAGGGGAGGCAGGGGAGACAGGUGAUUUCUCUUUGUUAUACUUCCUUUAUGGUUUAUAAGAGACAAAACAAGGGGGAAAGCAAGAAAGACCAAAAAAGUCCCCGUUUUCUCACUUCUUUAACGAUAAUGACGAUUUGUUCCACAUGGCGCCCCGGGUCGAUUUCGGGCCAUCACGUGCCUGCCAUCAAGCUAUACCUGGAGCUGUGGCAUAUUUAUCGCGUGGUCUGGCUUGCGGUGACGGACUGGUAAAGCUUGGCUUUUCGGCAUAGACAAAAAGGUCGAGGUUGGCAUAUGAGCUGCUAUCAUCGCUUGGGGUUCGGGGAUUUCUGAUAAGCCAUUUUUCGUGCUCGUUUGGGGUCGAAAUACAUCUCCAGGGCGUUGUGGGGUGUUUGAAUGGCUCGUCGCCAUUGUCGCAGCUUGUUCUCGAUGCCCAGGUACUCAAAAAGAAGAAAACAAAGGUUACCCAACAAUGGCGGCGAGACGAUCAAAGUCACUACGAGGCUUUGAGGAAACUUGAUGUCUGCACAAUUCAAUAUUCACAGUGAUCAACCAAUCAUUAUGUCGACUGAUUAAUAUUUGCAUACAUAUAUACAAUGUUGUACAACAUUGGCGAGUUGUGCCCAUGUUACCUGAGCUUCUCAAGUGCGUCCCCGGCGGUA
This is a messenger RNA of Pyricularia oryzae 70-15, 1038 nucleotides long. Its product is annotated as small nuclear ribonucleoprotein Sm D3. Gene Ontology annotation, molecular function: RNA binding. The record is from RefSeq and is a predicted model, not a curated record. Gene Ontology annotation, cellular component: U1 snRNP; precatalytic spliceosome; commitment complex. The transcript has 3 exons. Gene Ontology annotation, biological process: spliceosomal snRNP assembly; RNA processing. The coding region runs from base 45 to 404 and encodes 119 amino acids. NCBI's taxonomy places the organism in Eukaryota, Fungi, Ascomycota, Sordariomycetes, Magnaporthales, Pyriculariaceae.